CCGCAAUCAAUGGGAUAAGCUACAUGCCAGGUAUGCAAGGCAAGCCAGCAAAUAGCGUUUCAUUGGAUUUCUUUACGAUAGAUUAAAGUCAUGCACUCAGCACAUACACACACACAUAUAUAUAGACACACACAGACACACACAUACAUAAAUUUAUCAUGCCUGAAACAAUCUGGCGAACGGGGAACUAACACUACCAGACUGAGUCCUGUCCUGCCGCCAUCGUACUCCUAUCAACGACUUCGAGCAGCCACACCAUGGUGCUCUUUAGGAAGACUGCGACUUGCCUUUGGCUAACACUUGUCCCUUCCACCCUUGCUAUUGGGUGUAUACCAUCUACCGCAAUUGCCUGGCCUACAUCCAGCGGCUCUUCCGGUAGUGGUUCUGGUUCUGGUUCCCCAGGCGACACUUGUUCCGAGUUAUGCGGCAACAACCCUGGGUGCCUUGAACUCUGCGAAGGAACCCCUGGACGUAUGGGACGAAAGCUGAAAACUCGUGCGAGUCUUAGCUGUACAAGCAGCGAGAGUUGUUUCAUGUACACAGACGGCACGUUGCUGUGUGUAGAUACCGAUACCGGCUCCUUCCAUGAUGAAACUGGUGGGAGUGGAAACAUUGUAACUGGCGAAUACACGUCGGCGAGCGAGGGGAAGACGACCCUUGCAACAGGGCAGACAGCUUCACGCACUGCUGGCACCGCUGGGAGCACAGCUACUUCAGCACUGUCGAGAAUAUCAAUAUCGUCAUCCACUUCAAGUACAGGGAUUGACAAGGCUGCUUCUACAAGUUCCACUUCUGCUACAACGACUACUGCAACGUCUGGAGUUGAAAGGGUUCGUGCAUAUCGUUCUGUUGGAGUUUUGAGUUUCAUUCUGAGUAUCUUUUUGUAAUUAGCUAGAUAAAGAGCACAGAGGUUAGUUGACAAGAAAGCGAAAGACUCGGGGUUUAUCCGAAUCACUGCUUUGUGCUUCAUCUUUUUCCGGAACCUAGCGGAAUCUGGUCUUUGGUUCCCUUUGAUUAUGCCAGCCCCGGCAUUGUUAUUGCAACUACGCGGAAUAGUAGUGCAGUAAGUGCGGUUAUUUACAAGAUGAUCUGAGCAAAAAGCAUAAUCAUGCAUGCCAGCAACCUAUAUAUAUGGGAUAUGUGCAAAAUUCACUUGCUCCCACUUGUUCGUGUUUCUUACUUUACGAUUCAUAUGUGGAAAUUUGAGGUCAUAAAGCGGAAGACAUGAAGUAAAUACUUU
Messenger RNA from Truncatella angustata, 1240 nucleotides. RefSeq lists its product as uncharacterized. Bases 258 to 887 code for a protein of 209 amino acids. The transcript has 2 exons. The record is from RefSeq and is a predicted model, not a curated record. NCBI's taxonomy places the organism in Eukaryota, Fungi, Ascomycota, Sordariomycetes, Amphisphaeriales, Sporocadaceae.